AUGCGAAACUUAGAAUGGGACGACAUGGGAGUGAAGGUUGAUGGUCGGCAGCUACACCAUGAUUGCUUUGCUGAUGACAUCGUACUGAUAACACCUAGCAUCAGCCAAGCGGAACGAAUGAUAACUGAAUUCGACAAAACAUGCGGAUUCAUCGGUCUUCAGCUGAAUCUGCAAAAGACGAUGUUCAUACGAAACGUAUGGGUCUCGGAUGCCCCAUUCACACUCAACGGAAUGAACAUAUCCGAAUGCACCAGCUACGUUUACCUGGGUCGGGAAUUGAACAUGAUAAACGACGUGACCCUCGAGCUGGGCAGGAGGAGACGAGCGGCUUGGGGAGCGUACAAGAGCAUCGAGGAUGUAGUGAAGAAGACCAGGAACAUUCGGUUCCGUGCUCACCUCUUCAACACCACUGUACUUCCUGCUUUGACCUAUGCUUCGGAAACCUGGGCAUUUCGCAAGCAGAAAGAAAACACGGUGAGCGUCAUUGAACGCGCAAUAGAGAGUGAUGCUAGAAGUAUCCUGCAUCACGCAAGUGAGGGACGGGAUUCGAAGUUCUCUCGUACGUCAGUGAUCGAAGAUCAGAGAUGUCGCCGCGUUUGUCAAGGAAUGUAA
This is a messenger RNA of Necator americanus (New World hookworm), 612 nucleotides long. RefSeq lists its product as uncharacterized. Lineage: Eukaryota; Metazoa; Nematoda; Chromadorea; Rhabditida; Ancylostomatidae. Bases 1 to 612 code for a protein of 203 amino acids. The transcript has a single exon. The record is from RefSeq and is a predicted model, not a curated record.